CAAAGAGACAUCAUUAUUACAAACUAAAUAAAACAAUACCCAUAACAUAACAAAAAUUAAACUUAUUGAAGAAACCAUGCAACGUUUAUCAGCUACCUUGUACCGUAAAAUAGCUCAUGGACCAUCAUGCGACGUGUUCAUAAAUCAUCGAGGAAUCGACACAAAGAGGAACAUCGCGGGGUUGCUUUAUGAUCGAUUGACGAAGAUGGGAGUGAGGUCGUUUUUGGACAGCAAGAAUAUGAAACCUGGGGAUAGAUUGUUUGAUCAUAUUGAUAGAGGAAUUCUCGGUUGCAAAGUUGGUGUUGCUGUUUUUUCACCAACUUAUUGUGACUCUUAUUUUUGUCUCCAUGAACUUGCUCUUCUCAUGGAGUCGAAAAAGAGGGUUAUCCCAAUUUUCUAUGAUGUUAAGCCUUCAGAGCUUGUUGUUAAGGACAAUGGUACUUGUCCUGUUAAAGAGCUUCGAAGGUUUAGUGCUGCAUUAGAGGAGGCUAAAUUCACAGUUGGAUUGACCUUCGAUUCUUCCAAUAGGGACUGGUCGGUGUUGUUAAGAGAUACUUCGGAAGCAGUGAUCAUGAACUUGUUGGAGUUAGAAGAAGAGCGUAAGCUCAUGAAGAGGAAACAUUGAAUACUAAUCACAAUUAGUUCAUUAAUUGAACACUUAAACUCAAAUAUGUUUGUUUAUCAGUUAAUUCUUUUAAAGAAAAAAAGGAAAGAUAUUAAACUAGCAAAGCAACAAACCAACUAGGAGAGGGCUUUUUAAUUUAACAUCACCCAAUUAUUUUCCCUAAAUCAAUAAGAAU
Molecule: messenger RNA, 800 nt
Organism: Lathyrus oleraceus (garden pea)
Lineage: Eukaryota; Viridiplantae; Streptophyta; Magnoliopsida; Fabales; Fabaceae
Product: TIR-only protein
Exons: 2
Coding region: 77-625 (182 amino acids)
Biological process (GO): signal transduction
Source: RefSeq, a predicted model, not a curated record